Cylas formicarius (sweet potato weevil) is the source of this 1723-nucleotide messenger RNA. RefSeq lists its product as uncharacterized. The transcript has 6 exons. Lineage: Eukaryota; Metazoa; Arthropoda; Insecta; Coleoptera; Brentidae. Bases 148 to 1407 code for a protein of 419 amino acids. The record is from RefSeq and is a predicted model, not a curated record.
GACGGCAGCGCAGGCGGGCAACCUCGCAUUCAUUCGUCGACCACGAGAGCGUCGCUUCGCGAUCGUCAAUUGUUUUGCGGGCGCGUGUGACAUGUGAAUCGUUGUUCGGUGAUUUUUGUCGCGUCUCCACGAAAAUACGUCGCCGCCAUGGGACGACCGACGCUGCUGGCCGCUUGCCUCUUCGUGUUGUUGUCGCAACAGGCGUCUAGUCAGCUAAUCGACUCAGAUUUCAAUCCACAAGUGUCAGCCACCUGCAAAGCGGAUCACACGAUGCACAUCAGGGUCAGCUUUAACCAGUCCUUUUACGGUAUCAUCCACGCGAGGGAUUACAGGACUUCGGCUUGCAUGAACCUGGGAGACGGGGGCCAAUCCGUCACCCUCAACGUCAGCCUGCUGGCGCCCCCUGGAUCCGCAGAGUACUGCGGCUUGCUCAUCAAUAACCGCACUCAGGAAAAAUCGCUGCCCGUAGCCGUCAGGGUGCACAAAACUCUCGAACUAGCGGACGAUAAGUUCUACGUCAUCACUUGCGGAAAGGCGGGGCCGAGGAACCAGUCGUCACCCGUCUCCCUCAACCUGCUGGACGGUAGCAGGAAGGUCACCAGGGCAGUCUACAGCAACCCCUAUACGCUGAGGAUCGAGACGGGCAAAAUGGACGCUUCCAAUGGGUUCCGAGUGAAGAACUGCUUCGCUUUCAACAAGAUUAACACGUCGGUCCCGUUGGUCGACGACAGAGGGUGCCCUUCGAACGGCGAAGGUAUCGGCAAAUUCGUUUACGACGACUCCUUGGGCAUCGCGGACGCCAAACUGAGGUCCAUGUUCAAGUUCCCGGAAAGCUCGGAGGUAUUCCUCCAGUGUGACGUCGCCUUCUGCAAGGGAGCCUGUCCGAGACCGUCCUGCAACGGUGACGUGUCCAACUACGUCACUCCCAGUACGGAAGAGGGUACCGUGAUAGCCGGCAACACCGUAUUCGUGUUGGAUCCGGGUGAGGCACCUUUGGUACAAGAACUUUGUGAUGAAGAACGUGCCGGACCUGGCUGGUUGCUCUGGCUGUGCAUCGCCCUCGGAGUGCUCUUCCUCAUAAUGCUCAUCAUCAACAUCUUUCUGUGUUCGGCAAUGACUUGCGCGUGUACGCGCACUGAGAUCAUCGAGAAGGAACCGAGCAUCAUCGAAGAUUACGAUCCUUAUAGGAGCUGGCACGGAAGCCAAUACGGUUCAAGGUACUCGCUGAACGGGGCCCCUCCAAACCCUAAGGGCUACACUUCAGGGGGUUCGACGAUGAACUCCGCUCGGUCAGUGUCGUCGCACAGCGAUCACUACGCCAUCGUGCACUCCAGACCGGGAAGCAGGGGCUACGGGAAGCAGAGAGGACCUUCUUCCCACGUAGGCAGCCAUUACAGCGGCAAGUGAUUACACCCAAAAGCGCGUCGUGAAGAAAAUAUCUAGUCGUAAGUUUUUUCUAUCGCAAAAAUUCGAAAAAAAAUUAAUACGAGGCUCCCCUCCCCCCAUUAAUAUACUAUCCUUUGUAAAUAAUAAUCGAGACGUCGCUUCACAUCAAAUGGAAGUUUCGAUAUUAAUUUAACUUUUAAGGUUUGUGUUAUUUAUAAAAAAUGUUUUCUGCGUUUUUUUUUUCAAUCUCGAUGUUGUUCGAACCGUAACUGUCAAACUUAUUUAAAAAAAAAGCUGUACAAAAAGAACUGAUAAUAUUGUAAAUAAAGAUUUUUAA